This is a messenger RNA of Medicago truncatula (barrel medic), 1853 nucleotides long. Its product is annotated as (3S,6E)-nerolidol synthase 1. Lineage: Eukaryota; Viridiplantae; Streptophyta; Magnoliopsida; Fabales; Fabaceae. Gene Ontology annotation, molecular function: terpene synthase activity; magnesium ion binding. The transcript has 7 exons. Gene Ontology annotation, biological process: terpenoid biosynthetic process. Bases 140 to 1687 code for a protein of 515 amino acids. The record is from RefSeq and is a predicted model, not a curated record.
CUUUUAUUAAAUAUGAACCACGUGCAUUAUUUAAGAUAUAAAUAGCCUCACAUAUCAUCACUUCCAGUACAAGAUACUCAUCAACUUCCUUGAGUAAAGUCAGUUUUUCUGAUCAAAGAAUUAAUUUCAGUUUUCAAGCAUGGAUGCUAUUUAUGUCAAGCAAGCUUUGAUGUGUAAGCAAGUUCACAAGAAACUUGUUACUAGUGAAGAUCCAACUGAGAAUUUUCAUUUGAUUGACAUCAUCCAAAGGCUUGGUAUUGAACACUACUUUGUUGAGGAAAUCAAAGUGGCUCUUGAGAAACAAUUUUUGAUAUUGAGCAGCAAUCCAAUUGAUUUUGUUAGUAGCCAUGAACUCUAUGAAGUUGCACUUGCAUUCCGUUUGCUCAGACAAGGAGGCUAUUAUGUCAAUGCAGAGUUAUUUGACUGCUUGAAGUGUAGCAAAAAAUCAUUGAGAGUAAAAUAUGGUGAGGAUGUGAAAGGUCUCAUUGCCUUGUAUGAAGCAUCCCAACUAAGUAUUGAAGGAGAAGAUGGUCUCAAUGAUUUAGGGUACCUCAGUUGUGAGCUUCUUCAAGCAUGGCUUCCAAGACAUCAAGACCAUAUCCAAGCUAUAUAUGUUUCAAACACUCUUCAAUACCCUAUUCACUAUGGUUUGUCAAGAUUUAUGGAUAAAAGCAUAUUCAUCAAUGAUUUGAAGGCUAAGAACAAAUGGAUCUGUUUAGAUGAACUUGCUAAAAUGAACUCCAGCAUAGUUAAGUUCAUGAACAAAAACGAGAGCGUUGAAGUUUUCAAAUGGUGGGAAGACCUUGGACUGGCCAAGGAGAUGAAGUUUGCAGGUUAUAACCCUCUGAAAUGGUACAUGUGGCCCAUGGCAUGUUUUACAGAUCCAUGUUUUUCGAACGAAAGGGUUGAGCUCACCAAACCAAUCUCUCUAGUUUAUAUUAUUGAUGAUAUUUUCGAUGUUCACGGAACAUUGGAUCAACUUACUCUAUUUACAGAAGCUGUUAACAGAUGGGAGAUGGAUGGUGCAGAGAAUCUUCCCAACUUCAUGAAAGUUUCUCUGAGUUCUCUAUACAAAGUUACCAAUAAUUUUGCUGAAAUGGUCUACAAAAAGCAUGGAUUCAACCCUAUAGAUACACUUAAAAUAUCGUGGGUGCGCUUAUUAAAUGCUUUCUUGAAAGAGGCUCAUUGGUUGAAUUCUGGUAUUUUACCAACAACAGAGGAAUACUUGAACAAUGGAAUUGUGAGCACAGGAGUUCAUGUUGUACUUAUCCAUGCUUUCUUCCUCAUGGAUCAUGCUAAGGGUAUAACAAAGGAAACUCUUUCUAUCUUAGAUGAAGAAUUUCCAAAUAUCAUUUAUUCAGUGGCAAAAAUUCUUCGUCUCUCUGAUGAUUUAGAAGGAGUUAAGAGUGGAGAUCAAAAUGGUCUUGAUGGAUCAUAUCUUAAUUGCUACAUGAGUGAGCACCAAGAUAUUUCAUGUGAAGAUGUGCAAAGACAUGUUGCUGAGAUGAUUUUAAAUGAAUGGAAAUGUCUAAAUCAAGAAAUUUUGAACCCAUAUGUAUUUCCAUCAUCAUUUACCAAUUUUUGCCUUAAUGCUGCUAGAAUGGUUCCUCUCAUGUACCAUUAUAAGAGCAACCCAAGCCUCUCUAGUCUAAAGGAACAUGUCAAGUCAUUGAUUAAAUCAUGUUAGUGUUUGUUUGAAUUUAGUACAUUCUCAAAUUAUGUAAUUUGUGUAAAACUAAGUUGUUUCAAGUUUCUUAUUAUAAAUUAAGAAAAAUGCUAUUUCAAGCGAAAUACGACACAUGUGGCAUGUAUUUCACCCAUCCACUAGUUUAUGAUUUCCAUCUUUUUCUCCC